Molecule: messenger RNA, 881 nt
Organism: Galleria mellonella (greater wax moth)
Lineage: Eukaryota; Metazoa; Arthropoda; Insecta; Lepidoptera; Pyralidae
Exons: 2
Coding region: 77-766 (229 amino acids)
Biological process (GO): snRNA transcription
Molecular function (GO): RNA polymerase II general transcription initiation factor activity
Source: RefSeq, a predicted model, not a curated record
AGUGCUAUAACUUCGAUAGUGAUUUCAUAAUUAUUAAUUUUAAAAGUGUCAGAGCUGUUAAAAUACUAUUGGUGCAAUGGCAAGUGAACAAGACUCUACUUAUAACCAUUCUGCACCUGAAGGUUGGACAAAAAGAGAAAAAUUUAUUCUCUUACAAAGUUUGAAAAUGCAUAGCUCACAUAAUUUAGAAGAAAUAUUACUGAACCUACCAACUAAAACAACAGAAGAAGUGCAAUCAGCUAUUGCCUAUUAUAAACAAAAAGCACUAAGCCGUCCACGUAUUUCUACUAAAAACAAAAAGCCAAAGACAGAUCGUUAUGCUAAAUCGCGUAUUCCUUUGAAUACAUGGGCAAAACUUUUAUCUGAUAAAUUUAAUUUUAAAGACCUUGAAACAGAAACUGCUACUGCACUUAGAAUUAUUGCUGAAUUUGAAACAAUUCCACCUGCUAUGCAAACUGAAGAUAUUGACUUCAGACAAGUAUACCAUUUGCUAGCCAAUGCUUUAGAAGGAAAAUCACUGGAUGAAGACAAGAGGCUAGCUGCAGUAAUUGAAAAAUGUCUUUUAGAGACAGCGAUAAUAAGCAAGUCAUUUAUAAGAAAGUGUACACUUACAAAUAUAAUGGAAAAUAUUAAUUUGCAGGGAGAAGUAAAUAUUGUACCUAGACCCACACAUAUAGAUGUUGGUUCCCUGAUUCGACACUUAGCAUCGCAGAAAGCUUAUAACCCAUUGAACAUUUCUGAUGCAUAUCUUAAGGCAUCAAAAUAAUAUAUUAACCAGAACUUAUAAACUGAAUAAUUAGUGUACCACUAAGUAUAGGUACUACCUGUAAUUAUAAAUUCCUUUCACAAAAUUUGAAAUAAAUAUUGAUAAAAAGAAGAAA